Messenger RNA from Ipomoea triloba (trilobed morning glory), 1267 nucleotides. RefSeq names its product MATH domain and coiled-coil domain-containing protein At2g05420-like. Gene Ontology annotation, molecular function: protein binding. The record is from RefSeq and is a predicted model, not a curated record. The transcript is spliced from 5 exons. NCBI's taxonomy places the organism in Eukaryota, Viridiplantae, Streptophyta, Magnoliopsida, Solanales, Convolvulaceae. Bases 91 to 1065 code for a protein of 324 amino acids.
UAUAUAGUACCUUAAAUUAAUUUCACAGUACACAUACAGUCAUCCCCAACUUAACGCCAGAUCAGAUCAGAGAAUUGAAGUUCAACAUAUAUGGGUGAUUGUGAUUCUACUGCAGGAGGAGUCGAAAUGUUGAAAAGGGAUAUUUCACCAGCUAACUUCAUAUUUAUGAUACGUUCAUUCUCUUUACUCUCUGAAACAGGGAAUGAGAAACAUGAAUCUGGAAGUUUCCAGGCGUGUGAUAAAAAAUGGAAGUUAUGUGUUUAUCCCAAGGGAAAGAAGAAGCAGCAGCAGGAGGCAGAUAAUGAAGAUGCUCAUAUCUCCCUCUACUUACAAAUUGUUGAUACUCAUAAUUUUCCCCUGGGAUGGGUGGUUCACGCUAAGUUUAGUCUCUUUGUUUAUAAUCAUGUUGAGGAUAAAUAUUUCACAGUCAAAGAUUCUGGUGGAGAAAAAGUGAGGCGGUUUCACUAUAUGAAAACUGAAUGGGGAUUCGAUCAGCUACUUCCUUUGUCGAUUUUCAAUGAUCCCUCUAAUGGAUAUCUGGUUGAUGACACAUGUGCAUUUGGAGCUGAGAUUGUGGUGGUUUCCAAUGCUACAAAAGGCGAGUGUCUUUCGUUGGUGAAAGAUCCAGAAAAUAAAAAAUACACUUGGAGAAUAAGCGGCUUCGCAUCAAAACAGAGAGAACAGCAGGUUAUUUACUCGGAUGAGUUCACCAUUGAAGGAAGCACAUGGAAGCUGCAGGUCUUUCCCAAAGGAGAUUCACGUGCGAAGGACAAAAAUUUGUCCCUCUUUCUGGAGUCAGUUGAUUCAUCAAACCUUACAGUUAAUAAUGGUAGAAAAUUAUAUGCAAAGUAUAAGCUACGGAUAUGCAAGCAAUUGAAACCAGGAGAAGACCAGGAAAAGGAAGCGACAUGUGUUUUUGGUGGCUCUCCUGCGGUCACCAGAUGGGGCUAUUACUACUUUAUGCUCCUUAACCAAUUGGAGAGUGUUGCAAAAGGUUUCCUACUUAAUGAUACCCUGAUUGUGGAGGUUGAAUUUAUGUCUUUGACUAAGUUCUCAGAGUUUUAGCUACUAUAUGGAUUCAUUUCUCACCUAUAUGUAAUAUCAUUUUAUUUAACACGCUUACUGUACUUUACAUUCUUGACAAUCAAAUUUACAAAGAAGAACUGAUCUGAUGAUUUAUUAUAUAUGACAAACUAUCCCAGUUACGAAAAAUGUAAUGAAUUGAAAUUCUGGCUGCUAUUCAAUAAUAAUUUAUUCAAAUUAUUAA